ACAGAAUCAAAUGAUUCACACUUGAAUUCAUUCACAUCCAUAUACACUCAAGCCUUGUAAGGACUAAGAAUUGUUGCAUUGACCAGAGGAAGAAAAUUAACAAAGGCUAUGGAGAACUCAACCCAAGUCAAGUUAUUUUAUCUCUUUGGCUUACAAGAGACAUUUAUCAACAAAUCAGUCUAUUUUAUCUUGUCUCUUAUCACAUACCUUCUCAUCGUCACUGUGAAUCUGACUCUGAUCAUAACAAUCAUUCAGGAGAAAGGUCUCCAUGAGCCCAUGUAUAUCUUUCUGUGUAGUCUAUGUAUCAAUGGAUUGUAUGGAACUGCUGGUUUCUACCCCAAGUUCUUACUGGACCUUCAGUCAGAUGUUCAGGUGAUAUCUUAUGGUGGAUGUUUGACUCAAACCUAUGUAAUAUACACAUCUGUCCUGUGUGAAAUGUCUACUUUAACAGUGAUGUCUUACGACAGGUAUGUGGCAAUAUGCAGACCACUACUAUAUCAUACCAUUGUGACAUCUUUAACUGUUAGAAAGUUACUCUUAUUUUCUUGGUGUUAUCCUUUAUUUAUAGGAAUCAUAGUAGUUAGUUUAACUGUCAGAGUUCCUUUGUGUGGAUCUCGCAUUGAUAAGAUCUUCUGUGAUUUUCCGUCUAUACUGAAACAUGCAUGUUUACCCAUUACCAUCAAUCAGGAUUUGAACAAAUUUGUAAUAGUAGUUCAUGUUUUACAGAUACUUUUCAUUGUAUUUUCUUACUGUCAGAUUGUAAGAACUUGUGUAAAGUCAGCUAAGGGAAGGAUUAAGUUCACACAGACAUGUGUGCCACAUUUAAUAACAAUAUUUAUUUUCAUCACAGUGACCCUGUUUGACACGUUGCAAGGGUGGAAUAAUGUAAAUAUUACACUAAAUAUGCGUAAUGCAAUGGCCGUACAAUUCCUUAUUAUACCACCUGUCUUAAACCCUCUCAUAUAUGGACUUAACCUCCAGCAGAUUCGAAGGGCAGUUUUUAGAAAGUGUAAUCCACAUAAAAUCAUUGAUAUGAAAUGUUAG
Oncorhynchus mykiss (rainbow trout) is the source of this 1044-nucleotide messenger RNA. RefSeq names its product olfactory receptor 6N1-like. Gene Ontology annotation, molecular function: olfactory receptor activity; G protein-coupled receptor activity; odorant binding. Lineage: Eukaryota; Metazoa; Chordata; Actinopteri; Salmoniformes; Salmonidae. Gene Ontology annotation, cellular component: membrane. Gene Ontology annotation, biological process: detection of chemical stimulus involved in sensory perception of smell; G protein-coupled receptor signaling pathway. The record is from RefSeq and is a predicted model, not a curated record.